GGUAAUAUUCGGCCAAUGCCAACUAGCUACAAACGGCAUCGGAAACGGUACCAUUCAGUUAAUUACAACAAACGGCGUAGCUGUUCUAUCUGAUGUGCUCAGCAGAUUGACGACCUUGGUGCUUCCAGAUACUUCAAUCCAACAGUAUAACUCGCCACAGUGAAUAUGUUCACGUGGAGACUGCUAUAUGCCCUAUUGGUAUCGGGCCUCACAAUGUACACGCACAUUCGAGGCGAUGCCGGUACAACACUCAGCACCCUUUUCAAGGACUUCCACGCAUGGCGGUUGGAGGACACCCCGCAGUUUGCCAACCACGGUGACAGCCUCUGGGACCUCAGUACAUCACGGAUGAUAGAGAGACGUAAUACAGCGGAGCACUUCCUAGAAAACCUUGAGCAGAUUGACCAAACCGAACUGUCUGCCUCUGAUUUGAUUAGUUAUCGGAUCCUCAAUCAGGUGCUGACCACGUAUAUUAAAGGCUUCAAGUGGAGCAGAUUCGGGUUACUCAAUCCUCUCGACUUCCUGGAGGGUAUACAGCUUGAUCCGGACCAGGUGAUGCAGGAUGAACCCUUCCUUACACGUGCCGACUAUGAUAACUUCAUCGUCCGUCUUCAGAAUACUCCAUUCCAGGUCAACCAGUACAUAGAGCUGUGCAGAUCAGCAAUAGCAAUGGACGGGACGUCAUCAAACUCGUCAGUGGAUCGUGUGCCGACAGAGCGGUUGGACCUGGACCCAGAACAUUCGGCCUUAUAUCAACCAUUCGCAGCCCAUCUUCAACAAUUGCCAAUGGAUAUUCAAGUCAAAAGGGAUUUGAGAGGGAGAGCGCACGUGGCAAUCCUAGGUGUACUUAAUACACUCUACCUUUGGAAGACAUUCCUUGAAAAAGUAAAUUUGCAGGAACAUAUCCCAAACACUAGGCCAAAAUCGGGUGCGGGAUCUUUUCUCUUCGAACUGGACUAUUACAAAGCGUGUCUCGAAUGGCAUCUGUCCAUAGACAUGAGCCCAGAGAGGGUUCACCAGAUAGGGCUGCAGGAGAUUGAGCGGAUCAAAGGGCUGAUUGACAAGGUUAUGGAAGGACAGAAUUUCAGUGGAUCGGCUGGUGAAUUCUUUGCAAUGUUUAGGAACAAGACGUCUUUGCAUCUGCAAACAGAGGACGAACUGCUGGAAACUUACCAGAAAAUUGUGAAUGAGACUGUGAAGCCCCGACUGCCUGAGAUGUUCAAGAAUCUCCCCGAUCUACCUUUGAAGGUGAAGGCUAUGGAGAACGAUGGUCCAUUGGCGAUGUAUGCACCCAUGUCCGCUGAUGGCUCACGGCCCGGUACAUUCUUCAUCAAUCUACAUCGAUCUGAAGAAAGGGGGACAUACGUCAUGGUGCCCAUCACGCUGCAUGAAUCAAUACCCGGCCACCACCUCCAGACCAGCUACGAGCUGAAAGCGAUCCCGCCAAGUAUCCAGCACAAGUUCCACUUCCCCUACUACACAGCCUAUAUUGAGGGCUGGGCAACGUACGCUGAAUCACUCGGAGAAGAACUUAAUCUCUAUCAGGACGCCACUACACUCAUGGGGAGGUACAGUCUAGAGAUGGUGCGGGCUUGCAGACUGGUCGUGGAUACAGGACUACAUUAUUAUGGGUGGAGCCCCGAAGACGCCAUUCAGUACAUGCUAAACUACACAACACUACCAAGGGUGGAUAUAACCAAAGAGGUCGACCGAUAUAUCGGGUUGCCAGGCCAGGCAUGCGCAUACAAGAUUGGUGAAAUCAAAAUCAAAGAGUUGCGGAAGAGGGCACAGGAUGCGUUAGGUGAGCAGUUUGACAUCCGAGACUUCCACUCCGUGGUGCUGGAGAACGGCCCUGUGCCACUCACCAUCCUGGAGGAGAUCGUGGACGACUGGAUCCUAAACUACAACAGUAGUUCCACCACUGCUUACAAGUCUCCCACAGCGGAGGAGGCGAACACAGAUGCCGCCUAUACUCAACACGUCUCUUUUCUUAUGGCUCUGUGUCUCACCACACUCAGUCUCACAUCUCAGUGGCUGAGUUGAGUAAAAACAUAAAUAUAGAUUCCCACUGUCUCAAGCGACCUUGUGAAACCACAUAUUACCAUAAAUCUAAAAUAUACCGUAUAGCACGAGCCAUGUUGGAAUAACUUCAUCUCAUCCUGGUGGUAUUAAAUAUUACGAUAAUGGUGCUAUUUGGACAUCUGGUGGUUGAGUGCUCCAGGGGUACGCCGUCAUUCUGCUUAGAGAUCCACACGGAUAUCUUGACUCUUCAACUUAUCAUCAAUGCAAACAGUGACAGUAGUCUGUGUACGGUCACAUAUUGCUGGACUCAUCCACCUGUAUCCAUAUUGAUCCCCAUAAUGCCCCAUUUAUCCACAUGAUGCCAACAUGAGGAUAUUGUCUCUGUCUCUAACCUAAUCAGAACCAUCACGACACCAUUGUGGAAACUAACCUUAUCCACAUUAAUUUACAUAGCUUCGUCUAUGGCUCCGUUUCACCCAGUUAAAGGUUUGAUCUAUUCAGGGAGCGAUCUUAAUCUCAAGACAAUUUGGACUCCGGGAGUGUUCGAGCAGUCUUCGGAUAUCCGAUGUGUAUGAAUAAAAAACAUUUAUGCCAAUCAUGAAAAUUUUAUUCAUCAUUAUCGAAAUUGAAAGAGAAUCAAUGAUCUGAUGUUAAUGAAAACCUUCCAGAACUGUUUCAGAGAACUUUUUGACGAUGCUAUGAGAGAGUUACGUGAGACCUCUUGUCCAAUAUACUUUUAAUUAAUAUUUUUGUUUACAACGUUCUGUUGUCAUUUUAGUUUUUCUUCCAAUGCGGAUUUUGUUUCUGGGUGUAUAUUUUACCUGAAUAAGUAUGAUUGUUUCUGGUCACA
This is a messenger RNA of Haliotis rubra (blacklip abalone), 2872 nucleotides long. RefSeq lists its product as uncharacterized. The transcript has 18 exons. NCBI's taxonomy places the organism in Eukaryota, Metazoa, Mollusca, Gastropoda, Lepetellida, Haliotidae. The coding region runs from base 166 to 2043 and encodes 625 amino acids. The record is from RefSeq and is a predicted model, not a curated record.